Lotus japonicus is the source of this 991-nucleotide messenger RNA. RefSeq lists its product as uncharacterized. Lineage: Eukaryota; Viridiplantae; Streptophyta; Magnoliopsida; Fabales; Fabaceae. The record is from RefSeq and is a predicted model, not a curated record. Gene Ontology annotation, molecular function: S-adenosylmethionine-dependent methyltransferase activity. The coding region runs from base 65 to 820 and encodes 251 amino acids. The transcript has a single exon.
UUUAUGCAAAAGAGAAACAUUAAUUUGAUCAGAUUGAGAAAAUGAACAAAAAUCUGUAAACAAGAUGAGUAGCAGAUCGGGAAAGAAUCAAACAACGUUGUCAUCACCGACAACAACGAGGAUGGACAAAGAGAUUGACACGUUUCUCAAGAAGCUCUCAUUUGGUGCCAUAGCCAUUGCUUCCCUCACCCUCCUCUCCCUCUUCCUCCACACCCCCGACACCUGCAUCCCCACCCACGCGCCACCGCAUCCCCACCUCCGUUUCCCCAAGUCCACCUGCGACUACCCUCCCACGCGCCCCCACCUCCCCCUCCACAAGAAGAAUCACCGCCUCUGGUCCUCACGCGCCUGGAACACCACCGUGCAUUCCUUCUCCCUCAUCCUCCUCCCCCUCCGCCACCUCGGCCUCCUCCGCAACCACUCCAGGGCACUCUGCGUCUCCGCCGGAGCCGGCCACGAGGUCGCCGCGCUCUCCCUUCUCGGCGUUGAGGAUGUCACCGGCGUUGAGCUUCUUGACUCCCCGCCACUCGUCAGCCGCGCCGACCCUCACAACCUCCCGUUUUUUGACGAAGCCUUCGACCUUGCCUUCACCGCGCGGUUUGAUGAGGCCCUCUUCCCGGCGCGAUUCGCUGCUGAGAUGGAGCGCGUGGUGAGGCCCGGCGGCGCGUGUUACGUCCUCGUCGGGGAGUGUGGGAUUAGUGAGGUGAUGGAAGUUGUGCGUUUGUUUAGGAAUUCGAAGCUUGUUAGCUCAGACAAAGUUACUUUAAGUGGAAUGAGAAUGACCAGUAUUCUAAUGAGAACUAGACAAUCUACUUCCUGAUGAUUGAUGUUUAGAUUUUCAAUUGUUGUUGAUAUUGUUCAAUUUAUGUAUGUAUGAUUCUUAUUUGAUUUCAUGUGGUUUUGGAUGCAUUUCUAGUUUUAUAUAUGUAUGUACAACUGGUGUUAUGGUUUUUAGAGUGAAUCAGGUAUAAAGUGAACAUUUUCAUUGGCA